UUUCGACCAACCACCUCUCCCCCUCUCCGUCUGUCCUCCUUUUCCGUUGCAAUUCUGAUUCCCACGAGGACAGACAUCGAGCCUUGCGGGAGGAGGACGCAGAGACCGAUCCCAGCGGCGGCACGGUGCACCCGCGGGCGCGCGCCCUGUCGCCGAUCGCCGACGGCCGAAACGCCGGGGGCUUGGGGGGCUCGCGCUACCGUCCCCCCGGUGGUCUCCCGCUGCUCCGCCUCGGCUCUCCGGCGCAUUGUUCUGCCGCCCGGCUCAACCGACCGCUUCCUCGGCUGCUCAAUCUCGAAAAUUCGUUUGGUUUCCUGUCUUAGUGUUUUGUUCGGUUUGUAGGAUGUUAGAACAGCCCCUGUGUUGAUGAUAAAAGUGAGAAUGUUUGGAGGUCUCAAGUUGUGGUGCUUUAUGUAAUGCACUUGAUCACAUAUUUCACCAAUAUCAUUGGUGUGGUGACCAUUGCUCUCAUCUCCAUAGUCUCCAUCUUGGGCCUGAUCUGCCUGUGCCGCUCAGUGUACUUCCAACUGUGGAUCAAAAGAAGAGGUUACCAGAGGCUUAGCUACUUCAACGGGCCAUGGCUGACUCGGAUAGCAUUGAUGCUGGUUGCAUUCUGGUGGGGUAUCGGUGAGGUACUCCGGCUCACCUUUGUGAACGGGGAGGGGAGGCUAAUUUCUGACCGGGCAUGGCAAGUGAAUGUGUGCAAAUUCUACAUCAUCUCAAAUCUGGGGUUUGCAGAACCAGGAUUGUUCCUCUUGCUCUCUUUCCUUCUUAGCGCAGCUUUGCAGAAGCAAGAGCUUGGUACCUUGAACCGGAAAUGGAAUCGGAAGACCAUACGUGCAGCAUUCAUUCUCUGCUCGCCUUCUCUCAUCUGGGAGGCUUGUGUUAUUUUCGUUGGUGCUCACAUUUCUUCAGAUGAUGAUCAACCAUCAAAGAUUGCAAAGUACUGGUAUUCUGCCUCUGCAAUCCACAACGGCGAUAUUACAUGCACAUAUCCAUUGUUGAGCAGCAUAUUCCUUGGGGCAUUCUACAGCAUUUUGACUAUCUAUGUCAUGUUUGUCGGUGGUCAAAUGCUGUCUCUGGUGAUCAACAAGGGACUCCGACGAAGGAUAUAUAUGCUGAUUGUCGCCACUGGAAUAUUACUUCCCCGGGCGACACUUCUUGGGUUAACAGUUCUUCCUUGGCCUGGUGAAGUCCAUGAGGCUCUUGUGUUUGUCUCCUUCCUUGUGCUGAUGUUUGCUGCCAUGGUCGGUAUUGUUAUUCUGGUCUAUUUUCCGGUUUCUGAUACCUUUGCCAUAGGUGAUCAGGAGCAUAUUGAGAUGCAAGCAAGUCGUGACAUGAUCCUAUGAUGGCCUUUUGACUUAAUGUCCAGCUUUUUUGUUCAAGGACUAACUGAGGGGGUUUCCCGUUCUGCUUCCCUUGGCUGUGGCCAUAUUUAGUCUUGCAACUGCAGCUGUGACUUUACUCCGGAAUUUUGUGUAGAACAGAUUAAAGUAGGGAUGGCAUUCUCGUAUUUACUUUUCCCCCUUCAUCUUCAUGUAGCAUGAGAACUCCUGUAAAUUAGCUCCUUAGUGAAAGUUUACUCUGUACAUUGAGGUAAAUCUUGUACUAUCAGCCUCUCGACUGAGCUCAUAUCCUAGCGAAGUCCACCAUUUUGGCAGUUAA
Messenger RNA from Panicum hallii, 1665 nucleotides. RefSeq lists its product as uncharacterized. The record is from RefSeq and is a predicted model, not a curated record. NCBI's taxonomy places the organism in Eukaryota, Viridiplantae, Streptophyta, Magnoliopsida, Poales, Poaceae. The transcript has 2 exons. Bases 417 to 1349 code for a protein of 310 amino acids.